Molecule: messenger RNA, 3160 nt
Organism: Pelodiscus sinensis (Chinese soft-shelled turtle)
Lineage: Eukaryota; Metazoa; Chordata; Testudines; Trionychidae
Source: RefSeq, a predicted model, not a curated record
AUGCGCCGCGAAUAUGGCAGGCUGGGCGGCGGUGGGGGAGGGGAUUGGCCCUGCAGGCGCGCGCAGGGCAGCGGCGAGAGCGGGAAUGAGAUAAAUGAGGUUCCUUUCUUUGAUAUCCAGCUACCUUAUGAAUUGGCAUUAAACAUUUUUCAGUACCUGGGAAGGACUGAGCUGGGCAGAUGUGCUCAGGUGAGCAAGACAUGGAAAAUACUUGCAGAAGAUGAAGUGCUGUGGUUCAGACUGUGCCAACAGGAAGGGUACCUGCCUGAUGCCAGCAUCUCUGAUUGUUCCUGCUGGAAACUUGCCCUUCAAGAUUGCCGUGCCAAAGAGCGGACUUUAAGAACCAAUUGGAAGAACCGCAUCGGUGCUGUGAGCCAGCUGCAAUACGAGUUGGGUAAAGUUUUGUGUGAUGUUCAUUCCUGUGACGGAGUUGUCAUUGCUGGAUAUACAUCAGGAGAUGUGAGGUUGUGGGACACCCGCACCUGGGACUACACAGCCCCCAUCCUGGAACCAGUGCAUGGCUCUGCUGAUCCUGGACCUCAGCCACAUGUCUCCUUUGUGAGGAUAAACAGCUCUCUGGCUGUAGCAGCUUAUGAGGACGGCACUGUUAAUGUUUGGAGUCUCAUGAUAGGGCGUGAACCCAUCCAUCAUUACCAGCACAAUCAAAGGAUACAGGCUUUGGCCCUUGGCUCGGAGGGUGCAGCCAUAGCAACUGCAUCUGGCUUCCAGGUCAAGGUGGAAAGCGCUGAUGACAGGGGAUAUUGGCAAACUACUGCACAGUUUGAAAUCCAGAAAUUGGUCAAAUUUCUCCAUCUGGUUCCAGAUGUUGGGAGUCCAGUGCCUAUAGCAGCUGCUGAAGAUACCGUCUACAUCUUAAAAGCAGAAGAGCCAGGCAAAGUUCUCCAUUCUGUAUAUGGCCAGCCUGUCACAUGUCUAGAUGUAUCUGCCAACGAGGCAGCCUUUGGAGUAAAAGGCUUUGGCUGGCUGUUGAAUGAGACCAACAAGAUACUGCUCUACAACCUGGAAACAGGUCAGUGUUUAACAAAGCUAGGCAGCUCAUUGGGUGACUUCACAUGUGUCAACCUCCAGAAUUGUCCUCCAUGGAUGCUUGUUACAGGCAAUAAAGACAGGAGGGUCAGGGUAUACGACCUCCGAAAAAGCAAAUCUUUGUGCUCACUCUAUGCCCACCAUUUAGGAGUGUCUGCUGUGCAGAUGGAUGACUGGAAAAUUGUCAGUGGAGGAGAGGAGGGUCUGGUCUGCGUGUGGGAUCAGCGGAUGGGCACCAAGCUCUGGGAAAUGCAUGCCAGACACCCCGUCCGUCAUAUCUGGUUCAAUACUCACAGCCUCAUCACAGCAAAUAUCCCAGAUGAGAAGAACCCUCGGGGUGCCAGCAUCAUGGAUGAUGACCUGACAGCUCACCGUAGGCAUCGAGGAAUCAUCUAUGCCUACGAAUUCUCAGUGGACCAGUUGGUUCGAGAGAGUGUCCUUCCUAUUUGCCGUUCUUCCUAUGAUGAAGUGAUUGGUUACAACUACAACAUUGGCCUUGCUGUCCCCUAUGACAACAUUUAGGUAAUUUAGGAAUGGUUUUUCAUUGAUUUUCUGUGGUCCAGUCCACUAUGAACCAACAUGGAGCAGAAAGGAAAUAGGGAAUCACAAAAAAGGGAUUACUAUGAUUGCAUUGAUUUGAUACAGCAUAAUUAGUGAGCUGGGUUCUUGCUGAAAACUGAAGGUAUAUGAACUGAUGCUGAGGCUGUCCCCAAAAGUACCACUAGAACAUACUGAUAAUCCAGAAUGACCUUUGCUCUAGUCAGUGGAGAUUGAAGAAUAAGUGGGAGACUUAAACCUGGGGAAAUGGUCCAAUUCCUACUGGUCAUAGGAAGAGUGCUGAUUAUCCUCAUGGCAGAUCGAUGUGUCAAGGUGUGGGAAAGGAGACCCCUGAGUGGCAAAAUGAGAGAGAAUGCUUUCUCAACAGGAUCAUAAGGGCACAGAGAAGCUCAAACCUGUGCAUAUGCUUGGCUGUCCUGAGUGAAAGGAACGAGAACUGGGAGAAGGCCUACUGGAGAGCCGCAGCCUUGAGAUCUCUUUCCUGCAUAACAGCCUGUGUGUUUUGGAGGGCAUGUCCAACAAUCUGCAGCUGAACGAAGCGCAGUAUACUUUUCACAGGCGGCAACUCGCUCUCGUCCAGGCUGGAGCAGCAUGGAAACUAAGCUUGCCGUACACUUCAGAAUUCUUUUAAAAGACGUUUUAAUUUGAAAAAUGUCCAGACCUGUACAUUAAAGGUUCAUAAAUAUUUACUAUUGUAAGGAUUUGCCUUCUUAAAGGUUUUAAGGUUGGCUAAUCCCUAUGUAGUACUGGGAAAGGUUGUCAUUCCCCUGGUCUCUGCUGUACAGUGCCUUGUAUUGAACUGCCUCCCUAUACUGUAUCUGAAGUUGAUUUGAUUCUCUGGAUGUCUCUAAGAGUAAUUCUAUGAACCUUCGUAAAAUCACUGAGGUAACAUGAUAUUAGAGACUGAUCAUCCCCAUUUAGCAAAGCAGAGAGGACAUAGAUGGCAAACUAAAUGAUUAUACAAAUUCUGUCAUUCAUCUUCUCUGUGUGAUUAACCUAUGUUGACCUCUGAGAAUUGUACAUGCUAAAGGAUUGCUGGGUCUGACCCUGAAUAAGAGAAGUUAGAGCUAAGGCAUUGUCUACAGAGAGAGCCUGUGUUGAUUUAACUAAAUUUGGUUUAAAAACUGAUUUGGCUAAGCUGGCGCCAAAUCCUGCAUGGUUGUAACUGCCAUCAGUUUAAAACUGGUGGUAGUUCAUUUAGCUUACAUCUGUACUUUUCUGAGUGCAAAGCUAAACCAACAUAAAUCAUGUUUAAGUGGAUUCAGAGUGUCUACAUAUUUUCACUGGUUUAGCUAAAUGGGUUUAAAAUUAUACCUUUAUUUAAAUCAGCACAAUUUUUUGUAUAGAGCAGGCUGAGAAACUUUUUGUGAAAUGGUUUCUCUUUGUGUUGUCUCUGCACAUAAACAUUAGUCCCAGAGUAACGUCUCCUGCCUGAGAAAAGACAUCGUUUACAAUUAUUUAUUGUAUUUGUUUGUGAUGUUUUCCAUGACCCCCAAGUAAAUUUCUGUGUGUUGUUGAGUUGUAGCAACCCUGUUACUUUUCUCUAAUAAAUUGU